Messenger RNA from Episyrphus balteatus (marmalade hoverfly), 3896 nucleotides. RefSeq names its product zinc finger protein 423 homolog (gene L). NCBI's taxonomy places the organism in Eukaryota, Metazoa, Arthropoda, Insecta, Diptera, Syrphidae. The record is from RefSeq and is a predicted model, not a curated record. Bases 46 to 3744 code for a protein of 1232 amino acids. The transcript has 4 exons. Gene Ontology annotation, biological process: regulation of transcription by RNA polymerase II. Gene Ontology annotation, cellular component: nucleus. Gene Ontology annotation, molecular function: RNA polymerase II transcription regulatory region sequence-specific DNA binding; DNA-binding transcription factor activity, RNA polymerase II-specific.
ACAGAUCUGUACUCGACACACACCUCGUCCAGUUACUCGCCCUCCAUGUCGGACGGUACAAUUACUCCGAACUCGCUCCAUCACCAUCAUCUUCAUCAUCACCAUCAUCAUCAACAGCAGCAGCAGCAAAGACUGCAUCAUCACAUGCAGCAGCAAUACCAUGGUGAACAACAACAACAGAUAAGCGGCAGUGGCGGUGGUGGUCACAACCGCGACAGGCAUCACAAUCGACGUGUUUCAGCCUUAAAUGGAGCAACAGCUACUGGUGUCACUACUGGCGGCGAGGACGAUGAAGAGAAUGAUGAUGAUGAUGAGGCUGGUGACGGGGAUGCAGACGAAGAUGACGACGCCGCAAAUUCUAGCGAGGAAAGGGUAUUCCUUACGUCAAAUGGUGGUGGUGGUGCCAAUGAUGCUGCUGGAGGAGCAGCAAACAACACAAACAACACCAGCACAUCUACCACCACCUCGAACAGCAUCGGUGGCGCAAAUAGUGGCGGCGGUGGCGGUGACAAACAUUCCGUAAAAAUUCCAACGAAAUUGCGGAAAAUCGAUAGGGAUUCGGCAAAGUUGUUGGAUAAGUUGACAAGUGAUGGCAUUAAGAGCGCGACCGACCGCGAUGGAUCCUAUCAGUGUCAGUUCUGUGAUAAAUCAUUUCCGCGCCUUGGAUAUCUCAAGAAGCAUGAACAGAGUCAUGCGGAGCACCUACCAUUCAAAUGCGACUACUGUGCGAGACUUUUCAAACACAAACGGUCUCGUGACCGACACACCAAAUUGCAUACUGGUGAUAGACGAUACAGGUGUCCACAUUGUGAGGCGGCUUUUUCAAGAAGUGAUCAUCUUAAAAUCCACAUGAAAACACACGACAACCAGAAACCAUUCCAAUGCACUAUCUGCAAUCGAGGUUACAAUACAGCUGCAGCACUAACAUCACACAUGCAAAAUCACAAGAAACAAGCAGCAAUUUUAGCUGCUGGAGGUAAUCCGGCUGCAAUCAACUACAGCCCACGAUCAACUGGUUCCGGUUCGAGUAAUGGCAGUUUGCAAAAACGUCGUUACACAUCCAUUGCCAAUACUAAAAGUCCAAGUCCCAGUACAUUGGAGUAUGCCAAACGCAUGCGCAGCUCCUACGUCUCAUGCAUGUAUUGCACAAAAUCUGACUUCACUUCAAUGGAACAAUUAAGCAGUCACAUUCAAGCAAUGCAUGAAAAAGAAGCACUUGCCAAUCAAUCUUUGACUGCAAGUGGUUUUCAAAUGUCCUGUGAAUACUGCACAAUGAAAUUUCCCAGUGUCCCGGCAAUGUUUCAACACAUGCGAACAACUCAUAUUGAUCGUUUGUCAAGUCCAAGUAGUUAUUUCGAACAUUUUAAUCGAUUAGCUGCAACUGGUACUUUUAGUCCAAGAUUAUCAACUCCCAAAUCGUCGAAUGAAACUAAAGUCAAAGUUGAAGAACCAAGUCCUAAGGGCGAAGAAAAAACCGAUGACGAACCAACUGAUUUGAGUCAAAAUCGACGAUCUGUUCAGACUCCAUCGCAAGAAUCUGCCGAAGCUAACGACAGACCUGGGGUAUUCUUCUGCAAUCAAUGCAGCGAUGGUUUUCCAGAUUUUGACAGUUUCCGUAGUCAUUUAAAAUCACACAUUGUCCAGGGACUCAAUUUGGUUUGUCACCAUUGUGGUCAGACCCUGCGAGAUCAACCAGAAUACGAAAGACACAUCGUUUCUCACUUUCUCAUCACUUGUUCGGAAUUUGCUUGCACUGAGAAGAAUUGCAAUAAAACCUUUUCAAAGCCUGACGAACUUCAGAAGCAUCUCUUUGACAACCACAUUCAAACUUUAUUCAAAUGUCUCCUGUGCUCAGACCUCUUCGAAACAAAAGUCGCUGUACAAGUCCACUUCGCUUGCGUUCAUUCACCGGAAAAGAAGAUUUUCCGCUGCUCAGCUUGCAUGGAUACUUUCCAUGGAGAACAGGAAUUCCACAUUCAUGUGAAAACUCGCCACCAGACCAUAGUUGGCUCACCAAUUCAAUGCAUGUUCUGCCGAGCUGUUUGCUCCACCGAACUCGAAAUGCAUUUCCAUCUUGCUGCUCAUGCCCGCCAGUUUCGUUGCCCAUCAUGCCCGGAGACUUUCCACGUCGAAUUCCUACUCGAUAGACACAUGCAAACUCACCAUCAUGGACAGAAAGAAGUUGAAUCCACACCACCUCCUCCUCCACCACCCCCUGUCAAUCCAUCCCCAGUAAACUCGAUCAAUCCUCUCUAUAUGAGUGCCCUUUUCAAUAAGCCCCCUCCAGUCACUCAAAACAACAACAACAGCAUCCUGGACUAUAAUGCAUUCGCAAUGGGAAAGAACUUAUUCGCAAAUGCCUCAGGUAACAAAUUCUACAAUCCUCUUCAAGUCGAUACUGGAUCGGCCAUGAAACAUCCAUCUCUGGUGUAUGCCAGUUUGAAUCAACGUUACUUCGAUACCAAUCGAACUAUUCUCGAAAUGUACAACCAACAUCAACAGGAUAAAAUUGCCGCUGGCCCAGUUGCUAGUAUGUUCACCAGUCCAAGCAACAAUAAUAGAAGUGCACCUAAAGUUCCACAAGAGGCUAACAAGCCCUCAGAUCGAGCUAUUGGCAAUGGAGGCGGUUUUAGUUGCGGAAUGUGUGAACGUAAUGAUUUUCGCACUGAAGCAGAAAUUCACUCCCAUCGCAAGAUCGUCCACAAUCUAAAGACAGGUGUUAGUCUUCGUUGUGCUUAUUGCAGUGGAAACUUUAAGUCACGCAGUGAGCUUGAACACCACAUGAAAACUUGUCACAAUUCAACUGGCAAGCAUAAGUGUUUGAUCUGCGAUGAGAUCUUCCCAUCGCCUGCAAUUCUUGCCGAACACAAAUUGCAACACUCAAAAGUUGGACAGUCUGGAAAGUGUUCCCAUUGCGCCAAAUCCUUGCCCGAUGUCAUGGCUUUUAAGGGUCAUCUUCUCGAACACAACACUGAAGGUCAGAUGCCAGUGCAAUGCAUUUGCUGCCGUCAAACACUUCAUUCCGAUUUUGAAAUCGGUCUUCAUGCCAAGUUCCAUACCAAGUCAUCGUGUAUUUCCGAGAGUGUCUGUGCCCUCUGCUUGGAACCAAUACCCAACACAAUCGAUGCAAAAGUCUGCGAAAAAUGCUGCCGCAAACACAAUCUCAACAACAAAUACUCGAAUCAGCGAAGCAACUUUGAUAGCAACUCAGGACAGUCAAACUAUGUGGAGAACCGUUGCAACCUUUGCAAUGUCAUAAUGCCCCAUUCCCAGAAACUCCAAGAACACUUGGUCGAACACACUUUCGCCGGUUGCGAAGAUAGAGGCUUUUCGUGCUACAUCUGUUCGGCAGUUUUCACAGCUCCAGCUGGUUUGCUAAGUCACAUGCUCGAGCAUGGAGCCAAUUCACGUCCCUACGAUUGCAAUCUUUGCAGUGACAAGUUCUAUUUCCGUGCCGAAUUGGAUCAUCAUUUAGUCGAUCAUGAAGCUCGUGAUCGAUCAAAGAACUCACAAUCCACAGCUAGGAAUUCAAGCCCUGUAAAUGAUGAUAACAAACCAUCAUUCCCCGAACCAUCACCCCAAUCGGCAGAAGAAGAACCACCAAAGCUUGAGCUCAAAAAUGAAUCUCUUGAAGAGAAACCAACCGUCGAAGAAGACGAUGAUGAAUAUAUCGAAGUUGAAAAAGUUCCCGAAACCAUUACAUCGCAGGAGAAAUCAUCACGUCCUUCUGACAAGGAUGAAUAGACUUUAUAGGUUAAUGUAUACCUCAAGUAAAACCAGCACCAGUAUUUCCUUGUGAUAUGCUCAAGAGAUCUUUUGCUUCUUUUAUUAUUUUUUUUUUUUCGUUUCAAUGUUAAUUUUAUUACUUUGUUCCAGAUUUGUAUCCAUUAAUUUAU